Pongo pygmaeus (Bornean orangutan) is the source of this 12028-nucleotide messenger RNA. RefSeq names its product pleckstrin and Sec7 domain containing 3 (gene PSD3). Gene Ontology annotation, molecular function: guanyl-nucleotide exchange factor activity; protein binding; phospholipid binding. The transcript has 17 exons. NCBI's taxonomy places the organism in Eukaryota, Metazoa, Chordata, Mammalia, Primates, Hominidae. The coding region runs from base 187 to 3579 and encodes 1130 amino acids. Gene Ontology annotation, biological process: regulation of ARF protein signal transduction. The record is from RefSeq and is a predicted model, not a curated record. Gene Ontology annotation, cellular component: ruffle membrane.
GCCGGGCGGGCGGCCGCAGCGGGCUCGCAGCCUCGCCAGCCUCCGCCAGGGUGCGCGCGGGCCGCCGCCUCUCGGCCGUCCCGGGAGCCCAACAAAGAGCACGCGGCGCUGGCCGCCGGCACUCGCGCCCUGAGGCUGCGGCCCCGGAGCGCCCGGCGGCGAUUUCGGCGCGCGGCCGGGCGGGCGAUGGAAGAUGGAAGGAAGGAGCGCAGCGGUGAGCUACGGGGCCGGGGCGCGGGCGCGGGGUGCGCACGCGGCGCCGCUGUCCGACGUGGGGUUUGUGUUGCUUUGUCGCUGCUCUGUCCCCCAGGAUCCCGGGGCCACCUGGGUUUCUGCUGUCUCGAUAGGUGCUGGGCAGAGACAUUUGUUUGGGUGAACAAUGCAUCUGCACAUUCCCAGAGUGUUGCCAAGGCCAAAUAUGAAUUUUUGUUUGGCAGACCUGAAGGGAAAACUCCAGAUACUAGUGAUCAUGGAGGAAGCACUUUACUCCCACCAAAUGUCACAAAUGAAUUUCCAGAAUAUGGGACCAUGGAGGAAGGUGGAGAAGGCCUAAGGGCUUCUCUGGAGUUUGAUGGUGAGACUUUGCCAUGCCACCCACAAGAGCAGCAGGGUGUCCAGCCUCUUACUGGCUGCCACUCUGGGCUCAACAGUGUUACAGAAGGACCAAAAGAUGUCAGAGAGGCCCCCUCUCAAAGUCACCUCAAGGAACAAAGUUUACAGCCCAUUGACUCUUUGAUUUCAGCUCUGAAAGCCACAGAAGCCAGAAUCAUUUCUGGAACAUUACAGGCUACAAAGGUACUGGACCAAGAUGCUGUUUCUAGUUUUUCAGUUCAGCAGGUGGAAAAAGAGCUGGACACUGCCAGUCGUAAAACACAGAGAGUCAACAAACUGCUCCCUGCUGGCCAAAAAAAAUUACCAGAAAUACCUCUUUCAGCUGAAGUAACGAUGGAGGAAAGUUUUUAUUUGAGCAUCCAGAAAGAUCUCACCGCGCUGUUAACUGGAGACACUCAGGCAGAGCUUUCCCAGAUAAUGAAUAAUGGGAGGAAAGGGGCUGUCUGUGUGCAGGAGCCAUCUUGUCCUGUGGCCUCCCUUGGGAGCUCAGCAGUGACCUGCCACUCUGCAGGCAGUGUUGGUUUCUUGAAAGAGCAGAGGUCUGCUCUUGGGAGAGAGCACCCAGGGGGAUGUGAUCGAAGCAGCUCCAUGGGACGCCCAGGCCGGGUCAAACAUGUGGAAUUUCAAGGAGUGGAGAUACUGUGGACAGGAGGAGAUAAGAAAGAGACCCAGCAUCCUGUAGAUUUUGAGACAUCACUGCAAAGAACAGCCUCUCCUGACAGCAAAGAGUCUUCCAAAGUGCCACGCCAUCUCAUCUCAUCAGCUGGUUUGUGUAAUUCAAGUAGUUUAACUGAGAAUGUUUGGGAUGAAUCCUGGAAAGCUCCUUCAGAGAGGCCUGGCACUAGCUCGGGGACAUUUUCCCCUGUGCAUCUUGAUGAGAGUGGAGAGGAUGAAGUCUUCCUAAAGGAAAACAAACAGCAUCUUGAGAAGACACCUGAACCAGAGAGAGACAAGGAAAGGAUCACUGAACAAGAGGAGCACAUUAAGGUGGAAGAUGAAGACAUCCUUGGGCCUGGAUAUACGGAGGACUCCACUGAUGUGUACAGCUCCCAGUUUGAAACCAUUUUGGACAACACUUCUUUAUACUACAGUGCGGAGUCCCUGGAGACAUUAUACUCAGAGCCUGAUAGCUAUUUUAGCUUUGAAAUGCCCCUCACUCCAAUGAUACAACAGCGCAUUAAAGAAGGUGGUCAGUUCUUGGAGAGGACAUCCGGGGGAGGACAUCAGGAUGUCCUGAGUGUGUCAGCAGAUGGUGGAAUCAUGAUGGGCUAUUCUAGUGGGGUCACCAAUGGGCUGAAUGAUGCCAGCGACUCCAUCUACACGAAAGGCACCCCGGAGAUUGCUUUCUGGGGAAGCAAUGCUGGGGUGAAAACAACACGGCUAGAAGCUCAUUCCGAAAUGGGGAGCACUGAAAUUUUGGAAAAGGAGACCCCAGAAAAUCUCAGUAAUGGUACCAGCAGCAAUGUGGAAGCAGCCAAAAGGUUGGCCAAACGCCUUUAUCAGCUGGACAGAUUCAAAAGAUCAGAUGUUGCAAAACACCUUGGCAAGAACAAUGAAUUUAGCAAACUAGUUGCAGAAGAAUAUCUGAAGUUUUUUGAUUUUACAGGAAUGACGCUGGAUCAGUCACUCAGGUAUUUCUUUAAAGCGUUUUCUCUUGUGGGAGAAACUCAAGAACGAGAGAGAGUUUUAAUACACUUCUCCAAUAGAUAUUUUUACUGUAACCCAGAUACCAUUGCUUCACAAGAUGGAGUCCAUUGCCUUACCUGUGCAAUAAUGCUUCUUAAUACCGAUCUACAUGGCCAUAAUAUUGGAAAGAAGAUGACCUGUCAGGAGUUCAUUGCAAAUCUACAAGGGGUGAAUGAGGGUGUUGAUUUCUCCAAGGACCUGCUGAAAGAGACUGAGGAGCUCCUUGGGAUGAUUGAUGCCCUGCUUUCAGCAGACCAGCAGUGCAAGGAUAAGUGGAACUACCAUGGCAAAUAUUCUAUCCUGAACAUGGCUCUGUACAACUCAAUCAAGAAUGAGAAGCUUGAAUGGGCAGUAGAUGACGAAGAGAAAAAAAAGUCUCCCUCAGAAAGUACUGAGGAGAAAGCUAAUGGAACACAUCCAAAGACCAUCAGUCGUAUUGGAAGUACUACUAACCCAUUUUUGGACAUUCCUCAUGAUCCAAAUGCUGCUGUGUACAAAAGUGGAUUCUUGGCUCGGAAAAUUCAUGCAGAUAUGGAUGGAAAGAAGACUCCAAGAGGAAAACGAGGAUGGAAAACCUUUUAUGCUGUACUGAAGGGAACAGUUCUUUACUUGCAAAAGGAUGAAUACAAGCCAGAAAAGGCCUUGUCUGAAGAGGACUUGAAAAAUGCUGUGAGUGUGCACCACGCAUUGGCAUCCAAGGCCACGGACUAUGAGAAGAAACCAAACGUGUUUAAACUUAAAACUGCCGACUGGAGGGUCUUGCUUUUUCAAACUCAGAGCCCAGAGGAAAUGCAAGGGUGGAUAAACAAAAUCAAUUGUGUGGCGGCUGUAUUUUCUGCACCACCAUUUCCAGCAGCAAUCGGCUCUCAGAAGAAGUUUAGCCGCCCACUUCUGCCUGCCACUACAACAAAACUGUCUCAGGAGGAGCAACUGAAGUCACAUGAAAGUAAGCUGAAGCAGAUCACCACCGAGCUGGCCGAGCACCGCUCAUAUCCCCCCGACAAGAAGGUCAAAGCCAAGGACGUCGAUGAGUACAAACUGAAAGACCACUAUCUGGAGUUUGAGAAAACCCGCUAUGAAAUGUAUGUCAGCAUUCUCAAGGAAGGAGGCAAAGAGCUCCUGAGUAACGACGAAAGCGAGGCUGCAGGACUGAAGAAGUCGCACUCGAGUCCUUCGCUGAACCCGGAUACUUCUCCAAUCACUGCCAAAGUCAAGCGUAACGUGUCAGAGAGGAAGGAUCACCGACCUGAAACACCAAGCAUUAAGCAAAAAGUUACUUAGAGUCCAUCUGCGGCCAGGAAGUGCUGGUCAUGGAGCAAAAUAGGGUUUUUCAAGAUCUUUCUGGUAAUCCGUGAAUAUAUUUAAAAAAAAAAAAAGUCUGUGACAAAAUGGUGCAUUAGUAAUUUUUUCUAUUGUAUAUUUUUGUUAGUUUCUGUACAGAUUGUCUUUGCUCUUGAUUUCUUUUGCUUUGAUGAUUUUUGCAACUUGAUAGCUAAUGCACCUUUUCUGUGAGGAGGAGGGGAUCGUGAUUUCAGAAUGAAUUAUGUAUCCUUUCUCUUUCGGUUUUCUCUUGUUUGCAGUCUGCUCAGUUGUUUUAUGUAUUCUCAUAUCAACUGUUACACUUUUUUUUUUAAGGUUAAAGAAUUUAAUCCAUUGUGAAACACUUAACUGGACAAACUGUAGUUUUAGUAAAUUCUAGCUGGAGUUAAUAUACGCCUUUAUAUGUGAAAUCUUGCCCAGUCACAGAGGUAGAACUGAGCACUCACAGAUGCUCCAGUAAGAAUCACAGUGCUGGGAAUCUAGUUGCUCCAAUAUGAGGCAGCUUCAUGUGCAGCUUAGCACUUGUUGUUGAGAUCGGACCCUGCUGGAAGCAGGGAAAAGGAGCGUGAAGAUCGUAGGACUGAGAACUUAGGGAAGCACAUUAGCUUGCUUGAAGUGCUGAUUCCAUUUCAGCCAAGCAAGGGAAAGAGGAAGUGGAGUCAUUUUGCCUUUGAAGGUUGAGGAAAGAUUGAUAUCCAGUUAAUUUUGUUUGCUAAAGGAUGGGGGCAAUAAUCGGCCCUUGAGGAGCUGCAGCAGUAGGCAUGUGCUCAGUCUGCAGGAAUUGUUACCUCACUCCCACAGGGUCUAGAGUAGAAAUCCAUCAUCUCUAUCGUUGAUAUCUUUCCAUCCAGGAAUAGAUUUCUCUUACUCUACAUAUGUGUGUGUGUGUGUGCGUGUGUGGGCAUGGGGUUGUGUCCUGGUUGUGAUAUUGAGUUCUUCCUUCCUAACAAAAUAAUACUAAAGUGAAACAGCUUUUCUUGUGUCCUUAAGACAAAAUAAUGGAGGAAAAUGUAGCUGCAGUUGUCCACAAUGGAUAUUGGUUCUUUAAAAUAUAUCUGAAAGUAAUAGAAUGAAUUAUGGUUGGAAAACUGAGGAAUCUUCUGGUUGCAGGUGCAAAGUGACUUUGUUUAUUCUUAUCUCAGUCUCCUUGAUAGCCACUUCACUCUGCUACUACUCAACUUUCUCCUAAAAAUACUUUAUCUAUUUUCGGUCCUUUCUUUCUGUCUACUCAAAAUGGUUCUAUUAACUUUGCAGUCAUGAGCUUGUUCCAGUUACAGUCCCUUUGAAAUUCAGGGUGAUAAACAGAAUAUUCCUCUGUAGAGGAAGAGAAAGGAGUGAAAGUUUAGCCCACUGAGAUCUAGAACUUUGUGAUUUCCUAACCUUGAAACUCUGUAAUCCCUAAAGUUAAAAUCUCCACAAGUGGCACAACUUCAGAACUAAUAGAAUCACUUUGAUUAUUCUUUUUUCUCCCUUAGAAAUUUUCUCUAGUUCUACAGUUUAUUUGUUGAAGGUACUAUGACCAAAGAAUCAGCUGCUCUACAUGAAUAGCAUGGUUCCAGUGAAUUAGAGAAAACCUGCUGUAAAGCCAUGGUAGUGUCUAAGUGGUAUGUUAUUAUGAUGUACUAGCAUUUAUUUACAGAAUUAUUUAUUAACGUUUACUUCCUUCCCCUCUGUAAAUGUCCAUAUUUGCUGUUGCCCAGAGAAGGCUUACCCCUCUCUAGGGUUGCAGUUCCUUUCUUUGUAAUAAGUAUUUUGCCACACCUUUAAAAAAAAAAACUUACUUUUAACUCUCUGCCUUGUUUGGGUAAAGGCAGUAACUAAGUUUAUGUUUCAGAACUGCAAAACAAACAGGAUAGUUACCAAUAUGGCCCAUGUAUCAGAUUGAUUUUUGUAGCCUCUCACUGAAUCCAACAUAUCCACAAGCAAGUUAUCUGUCUUUCUACCUGAUAAUCUAAAUUAUCAGGAUAUUUGUUUUCUGCCUAAAUGUUUAUACUAAGCAGAGGGGAGAGAGGUACCUAGACCGUGUCAUCUACGAGCUUCAGUAACUAAAGAAAAAGGAACUUCCCUGAGUGGCUUGAAUGUGUUUGCCCACAGUCUAUGUCUAUGUAUAUAGAAUGUCUGUAUGUAUUUUACUUAUUUAAUAUACAUUGAAUGGUACCUUGCUACAGUAUUUCUGACAUUUAGAGUAGUCUUGAAAUACUCGGCUAGCAUCAGCACCACUAUAGCACUGUCCGUGUCAUAUGACUCACUAAUAUUAACUCCAGGGACUUCUGGAUAGGCUAAUAGAUCAUUGGAUACGAAGGGCUCUUUUGAAGCUUCAUUAUACCAUGUUUGCAUAGUUUAUCUUUAAAAACAAUUUUAAAGGUUCUUUUGUGAGCCAGGAUCUCAGAUUGCCAUAGCAUGAUGCUGUCCAUCUUUAGCGCAUGGGCUGAGAACACCUCUUCCCUGAGGCUUCUGAAGGUUGCUGUCUGUCAUGAGCGCAUGAAGGAGGCCAAGAGUUUAUGCUAUGGGAGGAAACAGUCACUGAUUUGCCUAGAUUCUGAGAGUCUGGCCCAUAGCCAACCACAUUUUCUUUUGGGAUAAUUUAUUUCCUGUGGUAUCUAGCCAGAAGAAAUUGAGGAUGUUUCCUUUCACAGCUGCUCCAAGCCUGUUGCCCAAUUCACGGUACAAGGGAGCACCCCUUCCCUUUCCUCUGAAGGUAUGCCACCCACCUCCGUCCCCCACCUCAGCGCCCAGGAGCCUUGGGACUUCCUUCCAUAUGAUAAAUCUUCUUCACAUCAAUACACUUCAUAUUAAUUUCUAGUAUAGAAAAUCUUGACAGCUAUCAGAAUACCUUGGUCAUAGUCUUGUUGCGAAAUUGACCAUACAGGUGGCCCAUGUAUAAAAUCUGAAUUUUAGGGGUUCGUUCCCACCUCGCAUGCUGGCUUUUACAGGGAGGUGUCUGGGAUUCCUCAUUAGCAAUCAGAACUUAAUUACUAGGAUGCAGAGUCCUUACUUUAUCGCCAGCCCAUAGGCAUUUCUGAAGUGCACUUUUCUGAAACAUCAUUUUGCUAACUCUCAGCAGUGUCUAAUUAAACUGAGCAAUACUUUUGUGAAUUUUAAUUAAUCUCAGCAAAACCAUGAUGGGAGAGAGUCCUCUGAUGGAAAUGUAGUCCCUGGAUUAUGUGUAACCUUUUUAUUGCUCUUAGAUGCAGAGGAUAGAAAGCAUUUUUUGGUGCAGUGGUCUUGUGCCAAGGAUCCCCUAUGCGUCUCCAACUGUUAUCCUAAUCUAGAAAAUGAGGGCUGGUCCCUAGGCAGAAGUGACAUGAGGAAUUAACUCUGGAAGAGGAAAAAUCUGGCUGGCUUUCCAAGGCUAAGAUAGGUUUGUAUUUCACCCUGUGGCCAAGCUACAGAACUUCUGAGAUUGUGCAAGAAUUUUUGCAACCAGCAGGGAAAGAGGCCCUCUUACUGCCUAAACACAAACUUACACUAAGCUUUUCUACUGUCCUUUGCCUAUUGCUCCCUCUAUCAUGUAAAGAUCUGGGAAGGAUGAGAGGCAGGGCCUGGUUGUCAUGAGUUGCACUCUUCUCUUUUUAACUAAUCAUUGACAAUUGAAAGAAAAUUGACGUUAAAGAAGCUUCUCCAUUGUCUUACUAUCAAAACCUUCUUGGGUUUCAUUAAUUGUCCUUGAAUUUGAGUUCCUUUGGCAUUUUUCCUUGUAGUCAUCAGUUAAGCAUGUUGCAUCCUGAAUUCACAGGAAGUUUAGCUUUGCAGGUUUGAAUCUCUGUAAUUUAACUCCCGUGGACUUGGUUGCGUUUUCAGCGGGUUGGGAGCCACCUCUCUUCAUUUCAGCAGUGAGUCAUCCCUUGACUUUUCAAAUGACAGAAUUUUUUCCAGUUGUAAAAUUAGCACUGUAAAACAAAGAACAAAAGUGGCAUCCUAAGAGUUGUUAAACCUGAAGUCUAGUUUAUGAGGAAUUGUCCAAGUUGGAGUUUAAAUAGUAUCUGCUUUUGUCUCAAAGCAUCUAAGUUACUCUGACAGAAAAUGGUAAGUCAGCUUUGCAGGCAGAUGCACCUCUGGGCCUCCUGCCUUGCUCCACAGCUUUCUGGCCAUCUUUUCUCCCAGGCCAUGCCACUGCUCUGCCACAGGUCAGCAAAUUUCUUUCCACCAGUCUUAUAGCAUCUUACCUGAUCAAAUCAUCACAGAAUAACCCCGUGAUAGAUUAUUGAUAGCAAUAGAGAGGUGCUUUGUCACUGAUUUUUCUCACAGAUUCCUUUUCCAUCUCUCAUCCAUAAAGGAAGGACUGAAAUCCAAAGGCAUUCUCCUUUUGUACCUACAGUAUCCAGAACCCAUGUGGGCAGCCUUCUGCUUAUGACAAUAAUUGGCCCAUUGCAUGCAGACAGAAUGUCUUCAUAGAGAGAAUGUCAUUAAAUACUUGAAUCUGCAUGACAGUUUGACUUGAAUGCAACAGCAGGAAAAUUUUGCAAGUUACAUAAUUGUAUAUACAGUAGGUUUUCUUAAGUCUCUUCAGUUCAUCCUUUGUAAUUUAUGUGUGUAUCUGUAGUAUUGCGGGCUUUUGGAGAAUAUUCUUACAGGUAGUAUGUCAGUCGUCAAAGAAAAUGCUGUCACCUGCCAUUGUUGUAUUUGUGGGUAUUUAUAGUUGUAUGUAUGUAAAUGCAUCAGUGUGUAGAUUGCGUAUCAGUGUAUGGUACAUGUACAUCAAAAUUAUUUUUGUCCUUAAUCAGUGUGAUAUGAAAAGCAAGUACAACCUCAUAGGACUGAUUAUAUAAUGAAGUUGUUGAGAGUAUAUAUAGUGGUAUUGUUUUAUUCAACUUAAAUUCAAAUAAUAUUUUGAUUAAAAAUUUUAAUAAGACUUUAUGCUAGAAAAUUCUGUCCUUGAGCUUUGAAUCACCAGGGCAAAAAUGACUUUGAACUAACCUUGUGAAUCUUUUGCAGUGUACUGUGUGCAAUACCAAGGGCAUAGCUCCCUGUAAUUUGGGAAAUACAGAAAGAAAAGAAAAAAAAAAAAAGGCAGCCUGUGCAGUCUUAGUAACUUUAGUAUUAAGAGCACUUAAAGUCAAACUGACAAUUUUGGGCUUAUUACAAAAUGUGAUGCUUUAAAGCACACGUUCUUUAUUGUUGUUGUAAUUAGUCCAUAAAAAAUAUAGCUUUUGGAAGAAUUAAGUACCCACCGUAUCAUUUAUGUAUUUGUGUAUGUUUUACGGGAGAUCAAACCACUCUCGUGGUGCCGCAUCCGUACUCGCUUGACUUGGAAGAAAUACCACAAGCACUAAAGUAUAUCAGGGCAUCCCAGGAUUGGGUACUGUAUCCUAGGUUUGCAGUUGCACAAAUUAGCAUCUAGUGUCACAGGUAAAAGAAUUUCAGGACCAGGUUUAAACUUUAUUUUAAAUAUUUUUAUACUUAGGUCUCUUUUUCCUGCCUCUCCCCAAAGAAGAGCCACUGGCCUUAGUUGUUUGAGCUUACUGCUUAUAUUAUAGAGUGUAAAUAGAUAACUAGAGACUAAAAUUUUAUUAACCAGCAUGUUUGGUAUAUUUAAAGCAGUGACUGAGUGUGUUUGAGUGAGUGGCUGAGUGCAGUGUCUUUUGUUUAAACACACUGCCUCAUGUCUUUGUAGCUGAUUCAGAGAGUUUGAAUUGUGGGGUGGGAGACUAACUUCAGCUCCAGGCUGCAGUAAUGUGUUGGUAGUUACACCUGAGGCGUUUUUUUUUGUUUGUUUUUGUUUUUGUUUUUAAUUAACUCUAUAGUCUCAAACUAUUUUUGCAAAUAUAUCAUUUUUCCUAAUUGGUUCUUGACGUGCAGUGGACUGGCUCUGUGAAUGAUUGGCAGGGUCUUAGUUUUGCGAGAGUAUUUCCUUCUAAGAAUUAUUGUGAUCUGCAGAAACAGCCAUUUGAUUCAAAAAUCAUGUAGAAAAGGAGUAGGAGAAACAAAAUGUUUCGUUUUUGGGCCUUAACCAUUUGAAAUGUUUGGACUUUAACAUAAAGCCAUGGAGUUUAUAAAGCCAAGUAACCAUUUGACAUGGAUAAUAAUAUCCACUCUAGAGAGAGUAUAUAUGCACAUUGAUUUUUAAUGCUGUUAAGAUACUUUUGUAAAACUGUAGGAACAAGAGUAAUUAGACCAAAUUGAAGCUUAGGGGACAGUAAACUGGUUGCUUUCCAUUUAGGGUAGCCAUGCUUGUGGUUAAUCCUCUACUCGUGAGAUUUAGAACCAGUUGACUGUCCCCUUAGGUGUAUAAGGAGAAAAGUUGACAUGUCUGGGACCUCUGACAUGUGUACACAUGCUUGCACACAUGCACACACAGUGAAUGUUUUAAGUUAUACAAACAUAAGACCUUAAGAUGCAAAGAGCCAGAAUAUUCUAAAGAGGUGAUGAACAGAGGGGGUGGAAACUGCAUCACAGAUGUUUUCCAAGGGCCAGGGUGGAAUUUGAGCUCUAGUGUCUGACUUUGAGAUGCAUUAUAUUUUUAAGACAUAAAUGAGGGGCUCCAUAUCACAUUCUUUCUUGUGGACCACCAAAUUGAAGACUUUCUUGUAUUUCACAAGCAGCAGCUCUCCAGCAUCUCUCCGUAGCCUGGGUAAAGUCCCAGAAGCUGGUGUGCAUCAUUUUCCAAGGUGGCAGAGCUGCUUGCUCUGCAGAUCAUUCCUUUGAGAGAGGAGUACAAGUGAAGAAACAAGGAGGCACUUCCUGUAGGAGCACUGAUGUGCCUUGUCCACACUCCCCUCUAAGCUUUACUGGUAAGAGAGCUCCGACUGAACAUGCUGAGCGGUUGAGCACUUUUCCAUCAGCAACAACAGCGAGGAUGGAAAUGGAAAGGAACCGAACUAAAAUGCAUUUCCCUUUGCAGGGCAGCGAGCUAAUCUCUUAGGAAUAGUGUUAUAGAAAUAAGCACCCUAACUUCAAUUCCUGCAAAUGUUGGUUAAUGGAGAGAAUUUUGGAGUUUCACUUAAUAUUUUCCCAUCAGUCGACAUAAAUAAGUCUUCGGACGCUCCUGGAAGAGUCCCAGCCCAAGGCUCGAUUAAGGACCACACUGCAGGUCUGAGGCUGACUGCUCUGAGUCCUGAAUACCAGAGCCCUGCAGAGGGUGGUGAUAACGCAUCAUCUCUGCAAAGAGGAGCCUCUCCCCCGGCCGCCACUUCACUCAGGCUUCUACUGAGCAGCAAGGACAGCCUGGGUUUCAAAUGCCACUUCCCCUGCUUUAGGGAUCCAGGUGUCCUGAUAGCGUGACCCUGCUGAGGCAAGGUAUCAACUCCAAGAGUGACUGAGUCACUGAGCGUGGCACAUGAACAGACGUCAUGACAAAGAUUCUCUGAGUGAAAUUAACACCACGUAUUUUACCUUUGCAAAAAACAAACUGGCACACUGAGCUCUAACCACAGAUGGACGAUAUCUUUGCCUCCACACCCAGAUUCCUGGAAAUGGCUAACAUUUCCUUUCUGGGGGAAGGGUCAAGGAACACUCAAGUGCUAGCUUAGCAGCUUUGUUCAGUCCAGAUCAGAGCUGUUAGGUAAAGGCCUAACCACCUCCCUGCAGUCUCUUCUAUCUCAAGUUUUAGGAACCCAUUUCUAGAGCAGAAAUGUACACUAGCGGAGAAUUUAUAUUGUCGGCCUUGAUUACCAUAGGACAGGCAGAAAAGCGAUAAUUUGUAUCUGUUAAUAUAAAGAAGCUUUUAACUUUUCCAGCCUAUUAUAAUAACUGAGUUAUAUUCACUGUGGCUCAAACUGAUUGGCAUUGUGGAACAUUUCUUUACCUUCAAAGUUUUCUCCACCAAUCAUUUCAGUUCUAUUGCAGUCCUGGUGCCAUAUGUCCCCUGCAAAUUGUGAAAGUAAUUAGUGACAAAAUAGCAACCUGCUCCUUUUCAAUGGCGAAACUGUCGGCAUUAGCAGAUUUGGGUAAGCUAGCGGUACUAUAACACGUACUGGAAACCUGUUCCUCAUCACCACCUACCAGAUUCUGGAAAUGCCAUCUUCUAGAAAACGAUGGCAUUUAUGGUGGUCUUCUUUUGAAUGGAACAGUAAUUUGUGUGGAUAUUGUUAAAGUGUUUAAAGAAUAUUUUGACAAUUAAGUUUACAUUUUACAAUUGCUUUAUUUUUUAUUAAAAUAGUUGUAUAUAAAUAUUACCCUAUUUCACUGUUGUUCAAGUAAAGCUAAACCUCGUAGACAAGUGAGUCACCUGAUAUGUAUAGAAGCUGUGAUAUAUAGAGUACAUUUAUUGUGUAAAUGUUUAUGAAUAUAAUUGUUCCUGUGUUUUUAUAAGUUGGGGAUAUUUUGUUGUUUUACAGCAACAAAAUUUAUUGCAUUUAAAUGGUUUUUAUGUAAUAGAAAUCAUGCAAAAUAGUGAAGGAUUUAAAAUAUGUAUAUGAUAUAUGUAAAUGUACAAACUUUAGAAAGAAAUAAAUCCAACAAAUUUCAAUCA